AUGGGGUUCUCGAUGGCGGCGACGACGGCGGAUGGGUACGAUGAUGAACAAGAGUGCGACUACCUGUUCAAGGCGGUGAUGAUUGGGGACUCCGCCGUCGGGAAGUCGAACCUGCUGUCCCGAUUCUCGAGGAACGAGUUCCGGGUCGACUCCAAGCCCACCAUUGGCGUUGAGUUUGCUUACAGGGACGUCCGGGUCGGAGACAAGGUGAUCAAAGCCCAAAUUUGGGACACUGCCGGCCAAGAAAGGUUCAGAGCAAUAACAAGCUCAUACUACAGGGGAGCAUUGGGGGCACUAGUGGUAUACGACAUAUCACGGCGAGCAACAUUCGACAACGUGGACAAAUGGCUGGACGAGCUCCGAGGUUUCAGCAGCCCCGACAUGGUCAUCGUCCUCGUCGGAAACAAAUCCGACGUCGGCCGGCAGCUGAGAGAAGUCAGCGAGGAGGAAGGCAGGAGCCUGGCCGAGAUUCAAGGCCUUUCCUUCAUGGAGACCUCCGCCAGGGACAACGUCAACGUCGACUCCGCCUUCCUCGAGAUGAUCGCCAAGAUCCACCUCAGGAACACUUCCCACAAGACUUUGGACACCGGCGGCGGCAGCAGAGGAGCCUCCUCCGCCGCCGCGGUGGCCCCCGUCUCAUCUCUGCCGAUGGGGAGACAAAUAUUGAGUUUCGACGAUCAAGUGAACGACGACACCAAUAGUAAAAAGGGUAGUGGUAAUACCAGAAGAUGUUGUUCUUAA
This is a messenger RNA of Linum trigynum, 741 nucleotides long. The record is from the annotation of a GenBank genome assembly. NCBI's taxonomy places the organism in Eukaryota, Viridiplantae, Streptophyta, Magnoliopsida, Malpighiales, Linaceae.